Messenger RNA from Monomorium pharaonis (pharaoh ant), 1761 nucleotides. RefSeq names its product alpha-tocopherol transfer protein-like. Gene Ontology annotation, molecular function: phosphatidylinositol bisphosphate binding. NCBI's taxonomy places the organism in Eukaryota, Metazoa, Arthropoda, Insecta, Hymenoptera, Formicidae. The record is from RefSeq and is a predicted model, not a curated record. The transcript has 4 exons. Bases 201 to 1085 code for a protein of 294 amino acids. Gene Ontology annotation, cellular component: membrane.
CGAUUUAAUAGCAUGAAAAAUCUUAUCGAGUGCUGAAGGCUUUAUUCUGUUGUUUGACACGAACAAAGUUACAUCUAUCUUCACACAUAUAAUUGUUAGAAGCAGUGUGUCGGAUCUUUCUGUCUUUUUGUGUAUUUUUCUUGUUCAAACAUAGAUACAGUAAAAUACAUUUUUACUGUAAUACAAACUAAUAAGUUUCAAUGUCAUUAAUAAGAAGAAUUACGUUAGAGGAAGAAAUGAAAAAGAAUCCUGAAUUGAAAUUAUCUGAUAUACAAUUACUCAGAGAAUGGUGCGAGAAACAAACACACUUGCCAAAAAUUGAAGACAGCUUUCUCGCUUUGUUUCUUCAUAGCAAUUAUUAUCAAAUGGAACCAACUAAAAACACAAUUGAGAAUUAUUACACGAUUAGAACGCAUUUACCAGAAUUUUUUUGCAAUCGAGAUCCACUCGGAGACAAAGGACUACGACAAGCUUUCAAAGUCAUAACUUCUUUCCCUCUGAAUGGAACAACGAAGGAAGGCUACAAGAUAAUAUAUGGAACAUUACUGGAUCCUGAUCCUUCACACUAUGUCUUCAAUGACGUUACCAAAUAUAACGAAAUGGUAUCAGAUAUAUGCUUUUUGAGAGAUGGUACAAACAACGGUUAUAUCUUUAUCGGCGAUGUUAGUAAAAUAUCGUUCGGUCAUGUGAAGCAAAUAAAUCUAUCAUUAGCUAAAAAACAUUUAGACUACGUCCAAGAGGCAGCGCCGUUGCGUUUAAAAGGAAUCCAUUUUAUAAACGUACCAUCCGCCAUGGAAUUGCUCAUGAAUAUUAUAAAACCGUUUAUGAAGAAGGAGCUGAUAAAUUUGAUACAUUUUCAUUCAUCGUUGGAAAGUAUUUCCAAAUAUGUUCCCAUAGACGCGUUGCCGAAUGAAGUGGGCGGAAAAGGAGGUUUUAUACAAGAAUUAGCCCAAAUUCAAGUGAAGCAACUCGAGGACUAUCGUGAAUGGUUUUUGUUGGACGAGGCAACCGGCCGUGUUAAUAAAGCCUUGAGAAUUGACAAGAGUAAUCCAGCAAACACCAAACAUGAAUGCAAUAUAGCAUAAGAGUAAAUGUAAUAUAACAUAUUACAUUAUCAGGGUUGGAUUAGAUAUGUGAACUGUUAGUACAGUCUAUUUUGUAUCCCAAUUUGUCCACUACAUCCUCACGUAUGCACUGUAGGUUAAUUUAAGACAAAUUAGAACACACUUUGGAUUUUAGAGACAUCUUUGACAAGUUUUACAACUUUACAUGAUCUGGUGCUUAGCUGUAGAAAAUAUUUUGAACAACUAUCUUGUCAUCUCUCGUAAUCAUUAUUCUACAUGCAUAAUGGAAAAAGUGCAAUCAUGUACUCAAUGCCAAUGUAAUUAAUCGCUUUAUUGCAACUGAUUUCUUCUGUUCAAUAUUUUAAUUCUGGAUAAUAAAAUUCUGGAUAGAAAUUGUUUGAUCAUCAGGAUAUACCAUUUCUACAAUUUUGGCUGUAUACUUGGUCUUGCAAAUGACUGAAUGCAUAAACUAUAAGAGUAUCCAACGUUAUUUUUACCUACAAGUUAUUUACAAUUUGUAAUAAUUUAUAAUAUAUAACGUAUAUAUUUUAUAUAUUAAUUAUAGCAUUUUAUUUUUAAAGCAUCUAUUUUAAGUAUUUUUUGUAAAUAAAUACAAAUUAAAAUUAAACAAUGUAAAUGCACAUACAUUUGUAAGAUUAGUUACUGUGCACUCAAUAAAAAUAUUUUUUUGUAUUAA